AUGGGGGGGUCGACUGUAAUAACAUUUUCUUCGAUCAAUGUUUGCCUUCGUGCACUGUCAUGGNCAGAUGUCUCUAAAGGGGAAGUUCUGUCAGAAUAUGUUGGAUCUGGUCCUCCGAAAGGAACAGGUCUUCAUCGUUAUGUCUAUGUAGUCUACAAACAACCAAAUACCCUGCAGCCAGACGAGAAACGUCUCACCAAUCGAUCUGGCAACCACCGCGGAAACUUUAAGAUCCGUAACUUUGCGCAGAAGUACAAUCUCGGCACUCCGCACGCAGGAAACUUCUACCAGGCCCAGUGGGACGAUUACGUGCCAAAGUUGUACGAGCAACUCAGCGGCAACUAGAAAGUAAUGUUUUUUCUGAUCAUGUGAAUUAAUUUUUUUUUCCUCUAAAUAGAAAUUUACUAUUUGCUCAAUUGUAACAAAUUAAAACCUGUUGCUUUCUUUAUGACAAUCUUA
This is a messenger RNA of Centruroides sculpturatus (bark scorpion), 459 nucleotides long. RefSeq names its product phosphatidylethanolamine-binding protein 1-like. The record is from RefSeq and is a predicted model, not a curated record. Bases 1 to 345 code for a protein of 114 amino acids. Lineage: Eukaryota; Metazoa; Arthropoda; Arachnida; Scorpiones; Buthidae. The transcript has 2 exons.